AUGAAGAGAUUGGUUCCAAGCGGCCUAAAUAAUGAAACGUCUCCACCUUCUCCACCACAUUCCACAACUGAUUUUGGAGGAAAGAGAUUGGUUCCAAGCGGUCCAAACAAUGAAACGUCUCCACCUUCUCCACCACAUUCCAUAGCGGAUUUUGGAAUAAAGAGAUUGGUUCCAAGUGGCCCAAACAAUGAAACGUCUCCACCUUCUCCACCACAUUUUAUAGAGGAUAUUGAAGUAAAGAGAUUGGUUCCAAGCGGUCCAAACAAUGAAACGUCUCCACCUUCUCCACCACAUUCCAUAGCAGAUUUUGGAGUGAAGAGAUUGGUUCCAAGCGGCCCGAACAAUGAAACGUCUCCACCUUCUCCACCACAUUCCAUAGCGGACUUUGGAGUGAAGAGAUUGGUUCCUAGUGGUCCAAACAAUGAAGCAUCUCCACCUUCUCCACCACAUUCUAUUGCAGAUUUUGGAGUGAAGAGACUGGUUCCAAGCGGCCCAAACAAUGAAACUUCUCCACCUUCUCCACCACGUUCUAUAGCUGGUUUUGGAGUGAAGAGAUUGGUUCCAAGCGGUCCAAACAAUGAAACGUCUCCACCUUCUCCCCCACAUUCCAUAGUGGAUUUUGGAGUGAAGAGAUUGGUUCCAAGCGGACCAAACAAUGAAACAUCUCCACCUUCUCCACCACAUUCUAUAGCUGAUUUUGGAGUGAAGAGAUUGGUUCCAAGUGGCCCAAACAAUGAAACGUCUCCACCUUCUCCACUACAUUCCAUAGCGGAUUUCGGAGUGAAUAGAUUAGUUCCAAGCGGUCCAAACAAUGAAACGUCUCCACCUUCUCCCCCACAUUCUAUAGCCAAUUUUGGUGUGAAGAGAUUGGUUCCAAGCAAACCAAACAAUGAAACGUUUCCACCUUCUCCACCACAUUCCAUACACUAA
Brassica rapa (field mustard) is the source of this 930-nucleotide messenger RNA. Its product is annotated as proline-rich receptor-like protein kinase PERK10. The record is from RefSeq and is a predicted model, not a curated record. NCBI's taxonomy places the organism in Eukaryota, Viridiplantae, Streptophyta, Magnoliopsida, Brassicales, Brassicaceae.